AUGGCCGUGCGAUUCCGACCUUCAGCCAUUGGGGAUCAACAAGUUUUGACUAUGGAAGGAGACUUAGCUGAUGCUGUGACGGAAGCAAUCGAGCCUGUCCAACAUUUGGAGAAGGAAUGGGAGCCUGCCAAGCUUUGCAAGAGACUUCGUGAUUAUUUCAAGAAGGCGGCAAAGUCUUUAGAAUUCAAAGACAGGUCAUGGAUGGGCUUGGUGAAUGACUUUGCUGACUCUGCAUUUUCCUCGAUCUUUCAAGCCAUCGGCGACCGGCGGUGGUUGGAUCGAGUCGAUUUCGUCUUCGUUCUGGAUGCUGGCAUCAAGGAGUUCUUUCCCAGACAUGUGCUUGAAGAUGUGCCGCAGAAGGACUUGGAGCGACUGGUCCUGGCGGCGCACGACCGAGCUUUCGAGGAACAAAGAUACCUGCCAAAGCUGUGGGACUUUCUCGACUCGAUGGGCUUAUCUGGCAAGACACGGAAGAAGGCCUAUGACAGCAUCGAUGAAGGUCGCAAGGUGGCCUUGAAAUACAUGCGAGAUCCGUCAGCUCCCGACGAGGUGAAGGCGUUUGUGUCGCGCUGGGUCGACUCCACGGUCAAGCACUUGCACAGAUUUACUCAGGGCGAGCCUGAAAGCGUCCUGGAUGAGAGCCAGGCAGCCCACGUCUUUGAGCGGCUCUUGAAGCUGGCGCCUGCCGCCAUGCAGAGCAUCAGUGCCACUUCAGAGGGCACGCGCAUCCGCCACUCCCAGAGCAGCGGUGAGCAGCUCGUCCUCGAAGGCGUUGAUCAGGACAAGCAUCUCUGGCAUGGCCGGGAGGCAGCCGCGGCCACCGUGCACAAUUAUGCGGCUGACAUGCAGGGUGCCGUACGUGGCACGUUGGGCGUGGUCCAAGGGGUCAUCUUCCCAUGCAUGGGGAAUAUCCUCGGAGUGAUCCUCUUCCUACGUGGGCCCUGGAUAGUUGGCAAGGGAGGCAUUCUCGAAGCUUUUGGCGUGGGCUUGGUUUGUUGCACAUGCACCUUCCUGACAACGCUCAGCCUCUCAGCAAUUGCUACGAAUGGAAAGAUCGCUGGUGGCGGCGCUUACUACUUGAUCUCGCGGUCCCUGGGACCGGCCUUGGGUGCUGGAGUGGGGCUCUGCUUCUACAUGGCCAACUCCAUCGGAGCAGCCAUGUACUUCAUGGGUUGUGUAGAGGCUUGGGAGAUAGCACAACCAGAGUACCAGAUCGGAGAGAUCGGAGACUUGAACAACGUUCGUCUGACGGGCUACUUGAUCCUAGUCUUCGCAGUAGUCAUCAUCUUUGGUGGAAUCAAGUAUGUCUCACGCUUGGGAACGGUUUUCCUCAUGGUGGUGUUGUUUGUGAUCCUCUGCAUGUACGUGGGCUGCUUGAUGGGCCCAAACGAGACGCGGCCUGCGACCUUCGCAGUCGACCUGGUCACUGCGGAUGGUUCAACGGUUCAGAAGACGCUCUCCUGGACAGGCCCGUCUGGGACUUCCUUCUCGGACAACUGGGCUUCUGCGUGGGAUGCCCCUCAGGGUGCUUUUCCCAAGGACACCACUCAGUACAGCUUCGUGAACAUGAUGGGUCUCUACUUCCCAUCUGUGACUGGCAUCAUGGCUGGCGCGAAUCGGUCGGCGGACCUCAUGGACCCCACGAGCGCCAUUCCCAAGGGGACUCUUUUCGCCCAGCUCUCCACAUCCUUUAUCUACCUUUCCUUCAUUUUUGUUUUCGGGAGCGUGGCUCCUCGAGAGACCCUUUUGAACGACAAGUUCUUCGCAGCAACCUCGGCUUUCCCCUUCAAGGAGAUUGUCAUCUACGGCGUCAUGGCAUCCAGCUUGGGCGCGGGCUUGAACUCGCUCGUGUCAGGUACCAAGCUUCUCAGCGCCAUCGCAGGUGAUGGCACUUUGCCCAUACUUCGCUUCUUCCGCGCCGCUCCGGGAAAAGAACCGCGACUGGCGCUUUUGGCGAGUGGAGCUCUCUGUGCACUGUCUAUCACCAUUGGUGAGUUGAAUGCCAUCGCUCCGCUGCUGACAAUGUUCUUUCUCAUGUGCUACACUUGUGUGAACAUGUCCUGUACCAUCCUUCACUUCGUCAGUGAUCCGAACUGGCGUCCCACCUUUCGUUACCAUCACUGGUCCAUUUCGCUCGUUGCCGCUGCUCUCUGCGUCUGGAUGAUGUUUGCCAUGGCUGCUGUGAUUGCCAUGGCGGCUAUUAUUUUCUGCGGCCUGAUCCUCGCAUACGCCGCGUACAACUCCGCGAACACGAGGUGGGGCGAUGGCUUCCAGGGCAUGAAAUUCCAGUUGGCAAAGAACAUCCUCAUAAGCAUGGAUGCCAAGCUCCACACCAAGAACUGGCGUCCUCAGCUGCUGGUGGUUACCGAGCCAAAGAUGAGGCCAUUGAGCUCCCUCGAGGGAUCUGCAUUACUCUUCCCGGACCUGGGCAUUUUGAAGAUCGCGUCCCAGCUGAAGAACGGCCGCGGCUUCAUCGUUCUGGGUGGCAUUUGCUGCCCCAAGGGCCCAGAGAAGCUUCUGUCGCAGGGCGGGCUUUUCCUCAGCGAGAAAAUGUCGGACCAAGUGGCGGAGAGCCACUUCGAAGUGAAAGAGCUCCUCAGAAAGUACAUGAUCGAUGGCUUUGGCAAGAUUGUCUAUUCGGAGGAUUUCACGACGGCUCUCACGGGCCUGGUGCAGUCGUCGGGGCUUGGAGCUUUCGAGCCAAACUGCGUGCUGGCUUCUUGGCCCAAGGACGCGCUUGAGCCCGGGCGGGCCGGUGUGAACACGCGCAGCAAGCUAGUCAACAUGGUCCAGAUCUCCGCCAUCUUCCAGAAGGUGAUGAUCCUGACAAAGGGGGAAGAAUGGCCUGAGUUCGAUGCGAGAAUAACUGGAACCAUCGACAUCUGGUGGAUUGUGGGAGACGGUGGCGUUCUGCUACUGCUGCCCUGCCUUCUGAAGAAGCACCGGGUCUGGUCUGGCUGCAGGAUUCGCUUAUUCGUUUUGGCUGAUAGGGCCGGCGAUGAUGUUGACCUCAUGCAGCGGGAGCUGGACAUGUAUGUCAGAGACUUCCGGCUCAAUGUGGAAGUGCACAUCAAGGUUGUGGACGAGGUGGUGGAAAGCGGCAUGUCGCCCCGCGUAGCAGCGGAUGCGCAGCGGUUUUUCGUGGAUCAGCCACCCGACGACGUUGUGCCCAGUGAGUACGAGGAGCUGGAAGCCGGAAUGCGCAAUCGCCGAGAGCAUCCGAAGGCGGAACAGUUUGAUCAGCCCACUCGCGUCACGAGUGGCCAAAGCUUGACGGACACGCUCAAGACGUGGCGUGGCCGACAGUUCCAGCGCGAGCGCUCUUUUGACAGCAGAGUUAGUGGUGGCUCCGGCGGGGAGAACAGCAAGAGCAUCAACUCCCACACCUGGUCUGCAAUGCACGGCCGCAAGCAGUUCCCGGAACGCCUCAAGGAGUGGAAUACUCCGCAGGACAACUUGGCCAUGAACUCCAUGACAGACCCAGGCCCCGGUCCCCAGGCCGUCGGAAAGGCGACGGCGAGGCCAUCGGUCGACCAACUGAACUUCACCGACGACCGUCAGACCCCGCACUCCAACGCCUUGGUGUCGGACAUCUCCGGGAGCAACUUCCAGCGUCAAGUGAGCUCCGACGGAAAGCGCACCCUUUUCCUGCACGAUGCACGUCAGCUGGCUGCCACAUCGCCGUGUUCCCCCGACGAGCUGUCAGUGGUGUCGACCUUGAACAAGGUCAUCCUCGAGGAGUCCCAGGAGGCCGACCUGGUGUGCACGAACCUCCCCGACAUGCCUCCAUCUGACAGCGCGCUGGGCUACUGCCAGCUCGUGGAGGCAAUGACAGCCAAUAUGAAGCGGGUGAUCUUGGUGAGAGGCGCAGCUAAUGCCAUCGUAGGCUGGUGCCUCAGGGACUGGCGAAGCCGGACACCUCUCUCCAUGAGUUUGUCCGCCUGCAUCUUUGGACCCUCCGUGUGGCUAAUUCGUCAAGCUGGGUUUGUGACCUGCGGUCAAUUGCAGGAAGGCUGCAUGCCUAUCCCACUGCUUGCCGAACAUGGCCUGCCACCAGAGGACUGGGCCUUCGUUCCUUUCGCUGUGCGUACUUCCUUUGCGGCGUAUGCACAGCGACGGCCCCGCGAGGCGCCUCGCGAGAUCUUGGCUUCUCAAGCCGCUCCCGGGACGAGGUCAAAGGCCUACUCCGAUCCUCCAGAAGCGGCAGGUCUGAAAGCGGACCCCUCGGCCAACGAGCUCCGAAGCCCGGAGCCUCAAGGCGCGCCUGCCUAG
Symbiodinium necroappetens is the source of this 4272-nucleotide messenger RNA. The record is from the annotation of a GenBank genome assembly. NCBI's taxonomy places the organism in Eukaryota, Dinophyceae, Suessiales, Symbiodiniaceae.